Molecule: messenger RNA, 1062 nt
Organism: Fonsecaea erecta
Lineage: Eukaryota; Fungi; Ascomycota; Eurotiomycetes; Chaetothyriales; Herpotrichiellaceae
Exons: 1
Coding region: 1-1062 (353 amino acids)
Biological process (GO): methylation
Cellular component (GO): eRF1 methyltransferase complex
Molecular function (GO): nucleic acid binding; S-adenosylmethionine-dependent methyltransferase activity; protein methyltransferase activity
Source: RefSeq, a predicted model, not a curated record
AUGCUCCCGACCCCGUCGACCUCGCACGUCUCGUACGACCUGAUCUACGAGCCGGCCGAGGACUCGUACCUGUUUCUCGACACGCUCUCGUCGGCGUCGGAGACGGCGUGGCUGCGUUUGCGGUUUUGCUCCUCCUCCCCCCCGUGCUCCUCUUCUUCUUCUUCGGCGCAGCCAGAGCCAGAGCCAGAGCCAGAGCAACCCACCACCAGUUCCAGCUCCAGAACCAGAACCAGGACGACCGCACAGGCUAACAACAAGAGCCCACCGCCCCUCCUGGUCGAAGUCGGCCCCGGGUCCGGCGUCGUGGUGGCCUUUCUGGCCGCGCACGCGCCCGCCAUCUUCGGCCGCCCCGUGCUCGGCCUGAGCGUCGACGUCAACCCGUACGCGUGCCGCGCCACGCGGACUACGGUCGAGAAGGCUCUCGGGGAAACUCAGGCGGCGGCGGCGGCGGAGAUGACGACGACGACGCUGACGACGACGACGACAAUAGACGAAAAGAACCCCUGGAGCAGGAGCAGGAGCAGGAGCAUCUACCUCGCCUCCCUGAACGGCGACCUGGUCACGCCGCUGCGGUCCGGCGAAGUGGAUGUGCUGGUCUUCAAUCCGCCCUACGUCCCGACGGAGUCGGUUCCUGCUCCUCCUGCUCCCCCUCCUCCUCGAACUACUACUACCCCUCCUGCCGCUUCUCCCACGUUCGCGGACCAAUCGCACCUCCUCGCGCUCUCCUACGCGGGCGGCCGCGACGGCAUGGACGUCACGCGGCGCCUGCUGCGCCAGGUGCCCGCGGUGCUGAGCCCACGCGGCGUCGCCUACGUGCUCUUCUGCCGCGGGAACCGGCCCGACGAGGUCAAGCGGUGGAUUCGCUCGUGGGGGUCGGGGUCGGAGUCGGAGUCGGAGUCAGAGGCAAACGAUGGCGAUGGCGACCACCACCACCACCACCAGCAAGGGCGGUGGCGCGCCGAGACCGUGGGCACCAGUGGCAAGACCGCCGGGUGGGAGAAGUUGGAGAUUGUGAGGAUAUGGCGCGAAGAGGAGAACGGGAAUGAAUCAGUGAGUGAGUGA